Colletotrichum truncatum is the source of this 783-nucleotide messenger RNA. RefSeq lists its product as uncharacterized. Lineage: Eukaryota; Fungi; Ascomycota; Sordariomycetes; Glomerellales; Glomerellaceae. The record is from RefSeq and is a predicted model, not a curated record.
AUGCGUACUUCCAACAUCGUCGCUAUUCUUGCUUCAGUGAGCACGGUCACUGCGCUCGCCCUCCCUGUAGUUGACGCCCCAGCAGCUCCAGCAGUAGAAGAUCGCCAAGUCACAACCACUAACGCCGGACCGGACUCAUUUUUGGCCAAACUUGUCGAUAUCAAUAAUGAGGUAGUGCAGGUGAGGCUUGGUGUCACCGGCCUUGAGGGUGCAAACUUCCCAUCCAGGACAACUGGCCUCAGUGGUCUUUUGGCAUCCUUGGGGCUUGACCAAGUCUUCAAUAAGCUUCUCAACGAUGUCCUCAGGCCUCUUUUUGCUCGCCUGAGCGGAGGCGGUGGACUUCAAACCACCUUUGGCAGCCUCUUAUCUCAGCUACAAGACUUCAAUGCAACAGGCCAAGGCCUCUCACUCGACCAGUCGCAACAGAUUAUUUCUCAGCUCACCAGCUUCCAAGGAAAUCUGCAGCAGGUUCUGGACCAGUUUGCUGCUAGGAAGCCUGAUUUCACUGCCAUCUCUGGUGGCGCUGGCAACUCUGUUUCUAUCUUCAACCGUGUGCAAACAAUUCUGGGAGGAGUUUUGGGUCUGGGCAACGGCAACGUCGGCACUGCUUUGGACGGAAUCCGCAGCUUCCUGACGCAGACUCUACUGAACAGCAACCUCCUCACCGGUAGCAACUCGGUGCUCCUCCAGCGCAUCGACCCUUCUCUUCGACAAACCCUGGAGGGCCUCUCGAGCUCACUUCAAACCAUUUUGAACAGCUCGAUCAACCUUUACGCCAAAUAG